Molecule: messenger RNA, 2524 nt
Organism: Athalia rosae (coleseed sawfly)
Lineage: Eukaryota; Metazoa; Arthropoda; Insecta; Hymenoptera; Athaliidae
Gene: Ankle2
Product: ankyrin repeat and LEM domain-containing protein 2
Exons: 11
Coding region: 165-1970 (601 amino acids)
Biological process (GO): negative regulation of phosphorylation
Cellular component (GO): endoplasmic reticulum
Molecular function (GO): protein phosphatase 2A binding
Source: RefSeq, a predicted model, not a curated record
GACAUGACAGUUCUGUUUCCAACAACAAACUUGCAAAUUAUCAACUUUCGGUGAACCAGCGCUUAAUGUGACUACGCGUGUAAAUAUGUUUGUACGAUAGCCUUCCCUGUUUGGUCUGAUACUUGUUGCUGUUGCGUUGUCCUUUUUACAAAAAUAUAAUCAACAUGAACAACAGCGUCGAUGUAUUGCAAGAAAAACAUUUGUUGGUGGGUGAUUCUAACCCCCAUGCAGCUAACAAUAUUGUUUAUUACGGGGUCUACCUACCACGAGAAGACUCCAAUUCAACAGAAACGAGAGACCAGCUUCAUAUCUAUACAAAUAAAUCUGAAGCUUUGAAUGUUGUCAAGAAAUAUAAAAUGGGCCGAUUCAAAAGUUUCAAAACCUAUGUUGAGGCUAAGGUAUUCUCUGAACACGGCAAUGAGCAGCCAUUUUCUUCUGUAAUAGACAGCCUUCCAGCAUCGGUAAAACGAAGUGAUACAACUGUAGAAGAAAAAUCCAGCAACUUCAAAGCACCGAAAAAUCAAGACACUGUGCGUUUCAGGAAGUUCAUUGAGAAUGGAGAUAUAGCUACUGUUAAACAAAUUGUUUGGGAAAAUCCGAGAUAUCUAGUUAGCAGUGGUGACACACCUGCUAUUCUGCAGGAAGGGUCCCGGUACAACGCGUUACAUGUUGCCGUUAGAGUAGCCGGUAAGGUGGACAUGUGCGAGCUAAUAUUGAACACAGUGGGAAAUCCUGACUUUGUACGAUUAUUGGAUGGAGAAGAUGAUUAUUCUAACUAUCGAUAUCGUGCUCGAAUUUUGGUAGAUUUGUACUUGAAUACUCCGGAUAAAGGUCUAAACGAGACACCACUUCAUUUUGCCGUAAAAUUUGGACUCAAAGAAGUUGCUCAACUCCUGGUAUCCUAUCCACAAUGUCUAAAAACAACGAGAAACAAAUAUCAUCAAACUCCAGCGGAUAUAAUAUGCAGUAGAAAAUGUCAAGAAGAUGAAAUUUUGAAAAGGGAAAUACUUGCAUUGUUGGAUGAACAGUUUUAUGUGCCUGUGAUAAGAUCUGAGGAUAAUACAACCCAACCAUUAAUUGGUGAGCUCUUUUCACCAACGCGUCCACUGACUCUAAAUACAGAUCCAAUAAGCCCACGAGUUGAAGUCUCUGCCUUUGCUGGACCUAUGAAUAAGAAACAAGCAGUUGAAUUUAGAAAGAAAUGGAAGACCCCGCCGAGAAUACGAAGUACCCCAACUAUUGAGGACAUUUCAAUGGACGAUUCUUAUACUUUGAAUAGCCCCACGUCAAAUACUGUGUACCGUCUGCAGGAUACAGAAAAGGGUCUUGAACGUGUUGGUAGAGACCUUGCAAAGGAGUACCAUGUGUCAUGGAAAGAGUAUUGGUCUUUUUUGAACUCCUUUGCUGAUUUGACUAGUAAGGAUGGAUUGUUGAAGCUGGAAGGAUUUCUUGAAAAAAGAUUCAACUAUAGUUCACAGCAUAUGAUAGAGAAAAUGGAGAGUGAAUCCAUAAUAAACGGAAGUACAGAUACAUUUUCUGAAAUGAAUGCUCUGUGUACGCAGUUAAGUUCUUCCUCAUUGGAUACGGCAGAUAAUCAAGAUUCUGUGCAGAGACGUUUGUUUGAUGAUGAUAGUACAAAUGAGAAUGACGAGGAAUAUGAAUUUUACACCCCGCCAUCAUCACCAUGCUCUAUGUGCAGCAGUUCUGACGAAGACAUGUGUGCUGCUGAACAAGGAGAUAUGAUCUUCAUUCAGGGGCAAGCCCCAUCAAAACUAGAUUACGCAGUUUAUCAUGCCAUCUUUUCCGUUGAUAUAAGCCCAAACUCUUAUCCAAAUAUUUAUCUUUGGCGUCAUCAACUGCGACUGGUUAUGGAGACUGAAUCCACGAGAUUCAAUACCCCACUUGUUCCACGCAGAAGACUACUAAUGACUCCCUCGCCAAAUUGUAUAAAGACCUUGGAGUAUAAUUGAUGACAUCAAGAUCUAUAAAUCAUUUGUUCUCAAAAAGUACAAAAUGGUAAUUGGGGGAGGAGUUUUGCAAAAUGGAAAUGUUUAACUGCAACGGCAUAGGCAUGUGCGAAGGUAGUAAUACCAGUAAUAUGAUGAAAAGUACUCGCCAGCCGAGGGACAUUUUAUUGAAAUAUAUCGAUAUUCAUAAACUAGGUAAAAGAUAUUGCUGGAUUGUCUGGUAAUAUUCAAAAGUACAAAAUAGGUGCUCAAACGAAGGUACCCCCUACCAUUAUUAAACCAAGGGUAUUGUUGCCAAUCCUGUACAUGACAGGAACGUGAUUUAACAUUAGAUAGAACUAAUAAUCACCAAGAUAGUUUUAUGUAAGAUUUUACACACUAACAUUGAUGCAAAUGAGGAGUGAUAUCUGAGUCAUUUGGAAUCGUGAAUUUUAAGUGGCAUAGCUUCCAAUUGACAGGGUGAACUAAAACCAUAAACAUUUUGCUUAUACCGUGUAUAUCGCAGAGUGAUGAUAUUUUGUUUGCGCGUAUUUUAAUAAAAGACUUAUAUCUUGUUA